Molecule: messenger RNA, 552 nt
Organism: Zychaea mexicana
Lineage: Eukaryota; Fungi; Mucoromycota; Mucoromycetes; Mucorales; Lichtheimiaceae
Exons: 1
Coding region: 1-552 (183 amino acids)
Source: RefSeq, a predicted model, not a curated record
AUGUCCUUCAACGUCUUCUCCAUUAACGCACAAACUCAGAAGCAGCCUAAAACCAAAACAUGUGUUCCUUGUAACACUGUCAUCAAGCUUGGAGAUGGCUUAGGAAACUGGAAAACUCAUGUUAGCUCAUCGAAACAUCAGGUGAAUGUUGCUGACUAUGAUGCCUGCAUCGUCCGUGCUUCGGCUUCUAAUGCUGAGGAUAUGGACGUUGACAGCACCAAUUCGGGAGAGGAGCACCAGCAGCAGCAUAGUGGUAGCAACGACGACGUCGAAGACGACGAUGACAGUGACGACGAGUCGGUCGACAUUGCUGCUUUGCGUCAGUCGUACGGUGUUUUCCUCUCUCGGUGGCAGGAAUCCGGUGCUAAUGCCGAGUUCGCUGCUGAUGUGGAGAGUGAUGGUGGCAGCGACGAUGAAAUCGACGAAGGUGAUGAUGAUGGUGAUAAUCCGCUCGAUUUCAGCGUCGACUACGAGACCAACGAAGACUGGUAUCCUUUCGAGAACCAGUUGCAAUUUCGUCUUGCUGCCUUCUUCCCGCAGACGAUCGCCUGA